AUGCCCCCGUCGACCCAUCCUUUACACCUUUCCCCCACGCACCACCAGGCCGACGACAACCCCAUCCGCCUGCGCCUCACGCCCCUCAAACCGGCCGACGACAACCCCAUCUGCCUGCACGUCACGCCCCUCAAGCCCCUGGCCCGGGACGAAACCGACGUAUUCGUGCCGGCAAACUGGAAGCUCAACUUUCUCGCCCCCUGCACCAACCUGCACUCGCUCUCUCUCGGCCUAGGCGCAUGGCGUCUGGACAAGUCCUGUGUGAAGGCUCGCUGGAUGCGCUCCCUACGGAGCCUAACACUAGAAGGCGUGGAUCCCAGGGGUGUGUGCUUGAAGGCCCUGGCUGAUCUUACCCCGCAGCUGCAUGAUUUUACGUUCUGCGAGCCUCAGCACCUCCAGGAGUGGGGGGAGACGUCGGGGCCGGUGUUUCUUGCCUUGGACUUUCCCAAUGCUCGCCGCGUCUGCUUCCGCUUCCUGCAUCACGAGCUGAAGCUGAAGCUGUCUUUGCCUGCCGCUUUCCACACCUUUUCCGCCUGCGCCCAGUCGCUCAUACUCAGCUGCAGCAGCACCGGUGCCUUGAGUCUGGAGGAGCUGUUUCUCUAUGCGAAAGAGAAGAUACAUGUCUCCUGGUUUGAUGUUGCUUCGGUCCGAGCUCUCUACCUGAAUGCUCCAAUCAGGCUCCUGCCGAGCGCCACAUCACGCGCGCACAGGAUGGGGCCGCAGCACGGGGGGGUCUACACCACGCGGCCGCAGCCAUUAUUUUCCUGGGCAGAUUGGCUGCGCGCAGUAGCGCCAACAGUGGAGGCGCUUAUAACGAGGCAUGAUAUCAACGUGGAGUCAUGCCGCCUUUCCUGGCCUCGGCAGCGCAGCCUUGGGGUUGUGGUGGAGAGCGACUGUGAUGUGGGGGGCAUGGUGUGCGAGGAGAUUACAGUGGAAGAUGCAGACGAGGGGGAGGACGAUGACUCGGUGCUGUGGAAGCGGGAGAAGCGGCGGAUGGAGAGGAGGCAGGAGCGCAGGGAUCAGCAGAGGCACACUCUCCGCGGCCGCACGCGGUUCCACGCAGGCCCGUUCGGCAAACAGGUGGCUGCAGGGGCUGAUGAUGGCGACCGCACAGAGUCUAUCUAUGCGACUGCAGCAGGCUCGGAAAGUGAUGAGGAGGAGGAGGAGGAGCAGCGAGACCCGUUUGCUGAUAACGAGUCAGAAGGCCGGGAAGAGUUCCCUGAGCUUCCGUUUCUGGAAGCUCCGAAUCUGCAGGCUCUCUUCUUCCCAAGCCGCUGCCAGGUGCCUCCCGAACUACUGGUUACCCUCAAGGAUCGAUACCCGUUGUUGGCGCUGUACUGUGUUGUGUGGCGCACGUUCUACUGGGAGCGGAAGGGACGCACGGUGGAGGGAGGGCCCGUGGAACACCGGAGGCAGCACAGGGGUGUGAAGAAGAGCCCGUCGUUUCGCAACGGGCGCAAGUCCGUGCGGGAUAAGAUGCACAGUGUGAAUGGGGGAUUGAUGGCGGGGUAUAGUCUGGGCGAGGAGGAUAGGUACAUGGUGGAUAAGAAGGACUGGACGGCGGUUUUCUGUGCCGAGGACCACCCAAUGCCUGAGCUCCCUGCGCCGGAUGCUCCCUUUACAGAAGCGGAGGACCGAUGGGAGGGUGAAGAGGAUGAUGAGGACGAGGAGGGAGAGGUGGGGGUAGGGGUGGGGAGUGGGAGUUGGUAG
Molecule: messenger RNA, 1710 nt
Organism: Closterium sp. Naga37s-1
Lineage: Eukaryota; Viridiplantae; Streptophyta; Zygnematophyceae; Desmidiales; Closteriaceae
Source: the annotation of a GenBank genome assembly